Molecule: messenger RNA, 870 nt
Organism: Penicillium canariense
Lineage: Eukaryota; Fungi; Ascomycota; Eurotiomycetes; Eurotiales; Aspergillaceae
Product: protein-transporting protein BCP1
Exons: 3
Coding region: 1-870 (289 amino acids)
Cellular component (GO): nucleus
Source: RefSeq, a predicted model, not a curated record
AUGGGAAAACGCAAGCAGGACCUCGGCGAUGUGCCAAUGGGUGGCACUCAGCCUGAAGACUCUGAUUCCGACGACGACGUUGACAUGGUCAAUGUCGACUUCGAAUGGUUUGACCCGCAGCCCACGGUCGAUUUCCACGGCCUCAAGAACCUCCUUCGCCAGCUGUUCGACAAUGAUGCCCAGAUCUUUGAUAUGUCCGCGCUGGCCGAUCUGAUCUUGUCGCAACCGCUGCUCGGCUCUACGGUGAAGGUCGACGGCAAUGAGUCGGAUCCCUAUGCGUUCUUGUCUGUCCUGAACUUGCAGGAGCACAAGGACAAACCUGUCAUUCAGGACCUGAUCAAGUACCUCCAGGGCAAAGCCGCCUCGAACCCGGCUCUCUCCCCCCUCAGCGAGCUCCUUUCCCAGACCCACGUGCCGCCAAUUGGCCUCAUUUUGACCGAGCGCCUCAUCAACAUGCCCUCCGAAAUCAUCCCGCCCAUGUACAACAUGCUGCUGGAGGAGAUUGCCUGGGCCAUUCAGGACAAGGAGCCAUACAACUUCUCGCACUAUCUGAUCAUCUCGAAGAACUACGAGGAGAUCGAGUCGAAGCUCGAUCUCGAGGAGUCGCGGCCGCAGAAGAAAAAGAAGAAGGGCGGCGAGGCUUCCCAGCGGUUCUUCUUCCACCCCGAGGACGAGGUGCUGGAGCGGAAUGCGCUGUGCACGGGUACGAUCGAGUACACUCACAAGCAGGAUGAAGGCCACGCGGACUCGAAGCGGGCCUUCCAGGAGCUGGGUAUCCGCACCAAAGGCAGCUUGACCCUGAUCGAUGGCGCCAAAUUCGAGGAUGCGGUUAAGGCUGUUACGGAGUACUUGAAGCCACCUGGCAUGUGA